CCAAGCAAUUCAAGUCGGAAAUGCGCUAUUUAUAACUGGCCAAAUCGGAAUGGUGCCUCAGACCAAUGAUUUCGUCGGCCUCGAUACGCGUUCCCAGGCAAGACAAGCUCUGGAGAAUAUAAAGCAGAUUCUGGGAUCAGCUGGUCUCUCAUUGCAUCAUGUAGUCAAAGUUUCGAUAUUUUUGACAAAUAUAGAUGAACUAGAAGGGGUUAACGAAAUUUACGCAGAAGAGUCCAGCAGCGACGCUUAA
Protopolystoma xenopodis is the source of this 250-nucleotide messenger RNA. Lineage: Eukaryota; Metazoa; Platyhelminthes; Monogenea; Polystomatidea; Polystomatidae. The record is from the annotation of a GenBank genome assembly.